Messenger RNA from Panicum virgatum (switchgrass), 967 nucleotides. RefSeq names its product probable glutathione S-transferase GSTU6. Gene Ontology annotation, biological process: glutathione metabolic process. Bases 59 to 781 code for a protein of 240 amino acids. Gene Ontology annotation, cellular component: cytoplasm. The record is from RefSeq and is a predicted model, not a curated record. NCBI's taxonomy places the organism in Eukaryota, Viridiplantae, Streptophyta, Magnoliopsida, Poales, Poaceae. Gene Ontology annotation, molecular function: glutathione transferase activity. The transcript is spliced from 2 exons.
AUAGCACAGGAACUCAUCAAUCCUCAAGGUUCAGUCCUUCACAGUAGAACAUUGAGAAAUGGCCGGCCGAAGCAACAACAGCCUGAAGCUACUAGGCAUGUUCGCGAGCCCGUUCGCUCUGCGUGUGAAGCUUGCGCUGAGCUUCAAAGGCUUGAGCUACGAGUACCUCGAGGAGAAGGACCUCCACCGCAACAAGAGCGAGCUCCUCCUCAAGUCCAACCCCGUGCACAAGAAGGUGCCCGUGCUCAUCCACGACGGCAAGCCGGUGUGCGAGUCCAUGAUCAUCGUUCAGUACCUCGACGAGGCGUUCGCCGGCGUCGGCCCCUCCCUCCUCCCUUCCGACCCCCAUGAACGCGCCAUUGCUCGUUUCAGGGCCGCCUACAUUGACGAGAAGCUCUUCAGUUCGUGGAUGAUGGUGUUCAGAGGUAAGACGGACGAGGAGAAGGCGGAGGGGACGAGACAGUCGUUUGCCGUGGCGGCGACCCUGGAGGGAGCCCUGCGGGAGUGCUCCCAGGGGAAGCCCUUCUUCGGCGGGGACAGCGUCGGGUACGUCGACGUCGCGCUUGGAGGAUUCGUCGCCUGGGUGCACGCCAUCGAGAAGCUGUAUGGACUGAAGGUGUUCGACGCUGCCCAGACCCCGCUCUUGGCGGCGUGGCUCGAGCGCUUCGGCGCGCUGGAUGCAGCCAAGGCGGUCAUGCCGGACAUUGAGAAGCUAGUCGAGCUCGCCAGGAUGACGAGGCAAGCUCAAGCAGCGGCUGCGGCCGCGGCGCAAGGCAAUUAGUUGAAGCGGUUGAAGACACUUUGGGUUUAGUUUGGCGUGCAAAAUAAACAGAGUUGGAUGCUUUACUGCGCAUGGUUUGUUAUUUUUGUUCCCUGCAGUUGAUUCGUCUUCGUGUUGUGCUUGAUGUAUCAUUGGUGCAUAAUCCUUGUUGAAUUUGCAGGUGAUCUAUCAAGUGCCUGUUUGUGC